AUGCAUAGUGAUUUGAACGUUCUAAAACACAAACUUAAUCUUGAUAUUAGUGAAUUUUUCACAAUAUUAUUCGACUAUAGCAGAAAUUUAAGUUAUUUUAAUCAUAUUUGUCAAGGAUGCAUAAAAUUAUUUGAUUUCUUUCAAAAUGAACUUGAUGAUUUUAAAAUUAUGCUUACGGAUAUGUUGCAAAUUAAUGAAAACAUCAAUGAAAAGAUUUUCUUAAUGAUCUAUCAAAAUUUUUGUCAACAUAUUUAUAAUCGUUACUCAGCAGAAAUGCACAAACUACUCACUUACUAUGAUUCGUCAUUUGAACUUUAAAAAAAUUCUUUAUUCUCUUUCCGAUUCUGAUAUUGACAAUCUCUAUGAAGCUGUUAAUAAUUGGGAUGAAAGAUUAAUCAACACAAAAGCAGUCUUGAUUUAGUCAUAUUGAAAACAUUUCUAGAUAAAGAUAAUGAUAAAAUUAAAAUGAUUGAUCAACAAUCAUUAUCAUCUCUUGUAUUGAAUAAGAUUGAAGAUUUUAAAUCAAUAAUUGAAUGUUUCGAAUUUUCUCUCACAUGAUUAUCUAGCAUUAAACAUAAUUUAUUUAUACGAAUUUGACAAACAGAAGAUUUUCAAAACGACGACAAAUUUUAGACAUUAUGGAAAAUAUAUCGUUUACUUUUGUAAGUUAUAGUCAAGAAAGACUUAAAGAACUUCUCGAAUUCAAUUAUUAUUAUGAUAUUACAGUGAAUUUCAAUGAUUUCAGUAUUAUUCGUUAUCGUACACGACUGUGUGAAAAUUCUAAUAGAAUUAAAAUGCAAAAUGAUAUACAACAAGAUAUUGAAAUGACCCAUUCAUUCGUUUCUAUUGUUAAUAUAUUGAAAACAUAAUCAAACAUUUGACACUACUCAAUAUGAUUGGCUAUUCAUAUAUUCAAUAUUUUCUAGAACCAAACAAUGCUUACAUGUAUCAAAGGUAAAUACAAUGAAUUGACUGAAUUUGAACAGAGAGUUGAAAAAUUACAAGUUGAGUGAGAACAUUAUCUAUGUGAAUUAUAUAAAGAACAUAUCGAGUUGACCUGUUUCUUCUAUCAGCAAGUUUGUAUUGUCGAAUGUUAUUUGUUCGAUCAAACAGCAAUCAUCGAUAAUGCUUAUCAUUUGCUCAAGUAUAUUGGCAUACAACCCAAACUAAUUCAAUACAAUUUUCAAUUAGAGAUAAAUGAAGAUCCGAUUGAUUGUAGGUGGAGGUGUGGAUACGAGCGCAGACAAGAUCCACAACUAUCAAAAGCCAAUAGCAUACCAAUAUCAACACAUCCACACCCUUAUCUAAAUAAUCGAAAAAUUUCUAAUAUUACUGUUUAACACUUCGUGAACAUGUUCGUCGUAAUUAAAAAGAAGCAUUAAUUGAUAAUAUUAAAAAAUGAUUUUGUUGAUCAUGAAACACAUCGAAUUACACAAUAUAAUUAUUAUACUCUUCACAUCUAACUCUAACACCUGUUUGAUCUGUUUUUUUUUUUAGUAAAACAACAUGUCGUGAAAAAGCUAUUUGGCUUUAACAUCAAGUACUUUUAGCAACAAAAAGUGAAUCAAUGUAUAUAAUGAAAUAUACCCAACUAGCCAUCCGAUGGGCUUUUCGAAUCGUCGAUUUAAGUCGACCGAUGGGUAUCGGAGCUCCAAAUCGAGCCCACGAAGUGCUACUUUUCGUUAGGUCGAGCACUCGGCAAUGGGUUGCUUCUACAAUUAUUUUACAGCUAAUAAUAUUCCAUUUCGAGGACUCGAGAUAUGAAUUCCGAUGCCCAUCGAAGAGCUUUUCCGAUGGCUGCAAAUUGAUACGAGUCGUAGAUCCGCGUGUGAUCGAUGUUGUGUACUGUUCCGAGAAGCUGAAAUUUCGACCCUCAAAACUUGGUAAAUUUUUAAAAAAAGUUUGCUUUCCGCAUUUUGAAACCACUUAUUUCCAAGUACUCAACACCUAUCGAAUAUUUUUUCAGAGCAGUAGAUUCGAACAUAUAUACUUACGAUUACGACGCUUGUACAAUCAGAUGAAUUAAACAUGACACUCAAACUUAGCAAACUUAUAUCUUCUGAUUAUACAUUAAAUAUUGAUAAGAUUUUUCAUAUAUGUUCUCGAGUAAUUUUUUUUUUUGAAAACUUAAAAGGAAUAUUGUUACUGUUGUUGAUGCAGAAAACAAACCUAACUAUAUUAAAUUUCGUUAUGUUAAAUAUCAAUUGUGUGAGAAAAUAUACAGUACACUUGCAUUCAUUAGACUUUUCAUGAUAAAAUUAUUAAAAAAAUGAGAAAAAAAUUAUGAUCAAUUUUACACAAUUUCUCUCUUUAGAAUUUCAAUAUUCUUGAUCGUUGAGAAAACUGUAAGAAUGCCUGUGAAAAAUAUGAGAUGAUGAUCUUAGAGUCAGACAUUCAAAAGAUUUUACAAUUAUAACAGAAUGACUUCUAUACUUAACGAGCAAUAUAAUCUGUUGUUCCUAUUUUAUUGUUUCAAAAUAUUUGAUACUUUCUAAUAUCUGAAUGGAAAUUAAUGCUGCAAUAAAAUAAAGAGAAAUUUUGAACUUAUCUUUCCUCUUCUAAGGACUCACCUAUAGAAAUAUUAUCUGUUAAUCUUAAUACUGUCGGAUGAUUAUAGAAAAAAUUAAAUCUAAUAAAAAUUCGUUUGAAAAAUUUCAAAAAAGCACAUUAAAAUGCAGUAUAAUUUCUACAAUAAACUUUAAAAAACAGAUUGAACAAACUCGACAGCUUCAAACUUUUUCACAAUGAACUUCUGUUCAAUAAAACAUUUAAAUAUCUACAUAGUAACAACUAAUCGAACAACGAUCGAUUUUUUCAUAAACCGUCUCAUUGAUGAGCUCUUUGCUGCUUAGACUUUGAAUGUCAAUGUGAUGUCAAGAGCUCAGAAUUUGCAAUGCGAUUAACUAUUGGUACUUCAUAAUGAUUAUUUUUUAAUACGAAAAGCAUAUAUAUUCAUAUUAUUUUUUUAUCGAUGGAUAUUAAAUAUUGUGCUAAAAACCAUGAACUCAUGGAUACCUCUACAACAGAAAAUAAUUGAUUGGAUGAAGUAAUAAAUCGAAAGUAUAGAAUCGCUGAAAAAAGAAUUUUAAAGAAGUUUCUAUUUAUCAAAAUUAAAUUGCAUAGUAACAGUUCUUUUGUUGCUAGGUUUUUCUCAUAGAACAAUGGCAACUUCAAUUAGCUUCGAGAGAUCGAAAUCACAUCCAAUUAUCGGAAGUAGCUCUUUGAUAGGCUUUAUCAUUUCGACUACUCGGUAAUUCGAUGGCCUUCGAGUGGUCGAAAUCUAUCGAAGCAGUCGAACAUCAAUGUGCGAUAGGAGGAUGAUUCCGAGGACUCCAUCUUCGAUGGGUUCGAAUAUCAAACAGAAUGAGAAAAAAAAAUACCUAUUUCAAGUUUCGAUCACUCGUAGCAUCCCUCACUGAUUUUUUUACGACCUGUUUAGGUAUAUCUAAAGUAAUAAAAAAUAAAUCUUUUGAAUUUCAAAUUUAAUUAGAAAGUCACAAUUUACACUUAUUCUAGUAUAGUGAAAUUACUAAAGCAACAAGAAAUAAUGCUAGUUUCUAUAUAACUGAUUCAAUACCAACAAUUUCUAUUAAAGCAUCAUCAUCUUCUUCACUUUCAUCAUUAUCAAAUAAAACAAUAAAUAAUAAUAUUAUUAAAGAUUUAUUAUCAAAAACAAAUAUUCGUAAAUCAUCAAAAAAAUGUAGUAGUUCAUUAGAUGAUAAUGGCAAAUCUACAAAUGAAAAAUUACCGUCUACUACUAUUUCAACUAAUAAUCGAAAGUAA
Molecule: messenger RNA, 3783 nt
Organism: Rotaria sordida
Lineage: Eukaryota; Metazoa; Rotifera; Eurotatoria; Philodinida; Philodinidae
Source: the annotation of a GenBank genome assembly